This is a messenger RNA of Fukomys damarensis (Damara mole-rat), 5389 nucleotides long. It is a transcript of the gene Kifap3, whose product is annotated as kinesin associated protein 3. The transcript is spliced from 20 exons. Gene Ontology annotation, biological process: cilium organization; microtubule-based movement. The record is from RefSeq and is a predicted model, not a curated record. Lineage: Eukaryota; Metazoa; Chordata; Mammalia; Rodentia; Bathyergidae. Gene Ontology annotation, molecular function: kinesin binding. Bases 1001 to 3382 code for a protein of 793 amino acids. Gene Ontology annotation, cellular component: axoneme; ciliary transition zone; kinesin II complex.
GAUGUAGCUCAGUGCGAAGACCCCAGGUUCAAAUCCCAGUACCACAAAAACAAGAAACGUGAGCAGGGAUUCUUCCCUCUGCCCUGCACGGCCAACAACUGCCCACCUCAGAAGAAAGAAUUCUAAAAGUACCUGAGUAGAGAAUAGUGAAGGAAUUAGAAUUUUCAGAGCUGCUUUCUUGCAGGGAGGGAUAGCAGAAAUGUAUCUGCAUUUCAAGGUAUUCCCACAAACCAGUUUUUCUGCCCCAUUCUGCCUUCUGCCUGCUAAUCUAAUCAUUUUAUAUUUGUAAUAUGACAAUUCUUUCUGAGCUGGACUUCCUAUUUUCUGUUUUCUCAAAUAUUCAUUUUGCAAACUGAUACCAAACCGAACUUCUGGAAAUGACAGAUCUGUGUUCAAAGUUGAUCCCAUGUGCAUCUUACAGCAAGGUCAGAUUAUCUCCACAAGGUAGAGCUACCCAGCCCAAAACCUUUUUCAUCGUGCUGCACUACAGAAACCUCACCUUACAGGUCAUCAGCCCUAGGCUAGACUGCUCGACAGCAUUUGUUAGUUAAAAAUUUACUGACUUCUUUCCCUAUUUUCCGCUAAGGACUUGAAAUUCCAAUUCUGCAGACUAUUACUGCCCUACCUAUUCCCAUCCUCAAGGGGGCAGUAUCCAGAGAGCCGCUCUUUGAUUUGAACGCAUUUUCAGACCAAAACCAAAACCUUCAAACGCUUCUCCGGGGUGCGCCAGAUUAGUCGCAGGACCCAAGACCACCAAGUACGCCUGCGCAUCCGGGUUCUGUAGGGCGUGCGCAUGCGCCUCUGAACGGCCUGGCAGGAGCCGCUGGGGCGCUCGGGGCGGCCGUUGGGGACGUUAGCUGUAGGAGGAGCUUCUCCCUUACGGUGGGAACCACUGCCCAGCCGCUGCCCAGCCUCUCUGGCCUCCGGAGUGUAGUCACCUUAGGUGAAGGUGCUUGACCCGCAUCCCCGGAAGUAGCCCGCUGACCUCUCAGCCGCCGCCAUGCAAGGGGAGGACGCCAGAUACCUCAAAAGGAAAGUCAAAGGAGGUAAUAUUGAUGUACAUCCAUCAGAAAAAGCACUUAUUGUUCAAUAUGAAGUGGAAGCCACCAUUCUUGGAGAAAUGGGUGAUCCCAUGUUGGGAGAACGAAAGGAAUGUCAAAAAAUUAUUCGUCUGAAGGGUCUCAAUGCCAACACAGAUAUAACUUCCUUGGCACGGAAGGUGGUUGAAGAAUGUAAACUUAUUCAUCCCUCAAAACUAAAUGAAGUAGAGCAGCUGUUGUACUAUCUGCAGAACCGCCGGGAUUCAUUGUCAGGAAAAGAAAAAAAAGAAAAAUCAAGCAAACCUAAAGAUCCACCCCCUUUUGAAGGAACAGAGAUUGAUGAAGUUGCAAACAUUAAUGACAUGGAUGAAUACCUUGAAUUAUUGUAUGAAGAUAUUCCUGACAAGGUUCGGGGUUCAGCCUUGAUCCUACAGCUUGCUCGCAAUCCUGAUAACUUGGAAGAACUACUGUUGAAUGAGACUGCCCUUGGUGCACUAGCAAGAGUCCUGAGAGAAGACUGGAAGCAAAGUGUUGAGUUAGCUACAAACAUAAUUUAUAUCUUUUUUUGCUUUUCCAGCUUUUCUCAGUUUCAUGGAGUAAUUACACACUAUAAAAUCGGAGCUCUUUGUAUGAAUAUCAUUGAUCAUGAAUUAAAAAGACACGAGCUUUGGCAAGAAGAACUUUCUAAGAAGAAGAAGGCUGUUGAUGAAGACCUUGAAAACCAAACCUUGAAGAAAGAUUAUGAAAAAACCUUUAAAAAAUACCAGGGGCUUGUGGUAAAACAAGAACAGCUAUUGAGAGUUGCUCUUUAUUUGCUUCUGAAUCUAGCUGAGGAUACUCGUACAGAACUGAAGAUGAGGAAUAAGAAUAUAGUUCACAUGUUGGUGAAAGCUCUUGAUCGGGACAAUUUUGAGCUGCUUAUUCUAGUUGUAACAUUCUUAAAGAAACUCAGCAUUUUUAUGGAGAAUAAAAAUGAUAUGGUGGAAAUGGAUAUUGUUGAAAAACUGGUGAAACUGAUACCAUGUGAGCAUGAAGAUUUACUGAAUAUCACUCUCCGGCUUUUACUAAACCUGUCCUUUGACACAGGACUGAGGAAUAAGAUGGUACAAGUUGGACUUCUUCCAAAACUCACUGCACUCCUAGGCAAUGAAAACUACAAACAAAUAGCAAUAUGUGUGCUUUACCACAUAAGCAUGGAUGAUCGCUUUAAAUCAAUGUUUGCAUACACUGAUUGUAUACCACAGCUAAUGAAGAUGCUCUUUGAAUGUUCAGAUGAACGAAUUGAUUUGGAACUCAUUUCUCUCUGCAUUAAUCUUGCUGCUAACAAGAGGAAUGUACAGCUAAUCUGUGAAGGAAAUGGGCUAAAGAUGCUCAUGAAAAGAGCUCUGAAGUUCAAGGAUCCAUUGCUGAUGAAAAUGAUUAGAAACAUUUCCCAGCAUGAUGGACCAACUAAAAAUCUCUUUAUUGAUUACGUUGGGGAUCUUGCAGCCCAGAUUUCUAAUGAUGAAGAGGAGGAGUUUGUGAUCGAAUGUUUGGGAACUCUGGCAAAUUUGACCAUUCCUGACUUGGACUGGGAACUGGUUCUUAAAGAGUACAAGUUGGUUCCAUACCUCAAGGAUAAACUGAAACCAGGUACUGCUGAAGACGACCUUGUUUUAGAAGUGGUUAUAAUGAUUGGAACUGUAUCUAUGGAUGACUCUUGUGCAGCAUUGUUAGCUAAAUCUGGAAUAAUCCCUGCCCUUAUUGAACUGCUAAAUGCUCAGCAAGAAGAUGAUGAAUUUGUGUGUCAGAUAAUUUAUGUCUUCUACCAGAUGGUUUUCCACCAAGCCACAAGAGAUGUCAUAAUCAAGGAAACACAAGCUCCAGCAUAUCUCAUAGAUCUGAUGCAUGAUAAAAAUAAUGAAAUCCGAAAGGUCUGUGAUAAUACACUAGAUAUUAUUGCGGAAUAUGAUGAUGAAUGGGCAAAGAAAAUUCAGAGGGAAAAGUUUUGCUGGCAUAACUCUCAGUGGCUGGAGAUGGUAGAGAGUCGUCAGAUGGAUGAGAGUGAGCAGUACUUGUAUGGUGAUGAUCGAAUUGAGCCAUAUAUCCAUGAAGGAGAUAUUCUCGAAAGACCUGACCUUUUCUACAGCCCAGAUGGAUUAAUUGCCACUGAAGGAGCCAUAAGUCCAGAUUUCUUUAACGACUAUCACCUUCAGAAUGGAGAUGUAGUUGGACAGCAUUCAUUUCCUGGCAGCCUUGGAAUGGAUGGCUUUGGCCAGCCAGUUGGUAUUCUUGGACGCCCUGCCACAGCUUAUGGAUUCCGCCCUGAUGAACCUUACUACUAUGGCUAUGGGUCUCAAUAGAAUUGUCCCUUCUUCUGUUUACUUUCAGAAGAAACCUUCAUGGAUUGGGUUAACUUUGACCUUGGCCUAAUCAUGCAUAUUUAUCUUAUUAUGGCUCUGUGUUUAUUUUUCCCUGUUGUUUCCUGAGAUUAACUCCACCCUCUUCUGUCUCUUGAGUACAGUUGAUGCUAACACUGUCCACUCUCCAACCACAUCUUAAGCCUGAAUAAAAUUUCCUGUAAUACUCAAAAUGUUGAAAAGCUGUUAGACUAGAAAGCCAACACUAUGUACAUCAGGUAGCUCUGACCUUGGGAAAUCUAACACUGGGAAUCUUUGUUGAUGUUGUUAUUUGGUUUUGUUUUUGUUAUUUUCUGUAUCUCUUUUCAAAAGUACACAAAGAGGAUCUUAUAAGCAUGUAAUAUAUCUUAAAUAAUUAUGGGUAACUACUCUGUCUCCACAAAACUUCACCUUUAGUUUAUAUUUUAUGAGGUUGGGACCAAUUUAAGGUGUUGAUUUUUUUCUAUGUUUCUCUAAAUGUAAAUAUAAGAGUAAAGAGACUUCAAACUUGGUUUUCUAAUGAGGGAAGGUGAACAAAGAUUCCCUCUAGCAAUCUACAGCCCCUUCUCUCUUUCUCCCCUGCCUGUUAUAAUGUAUAAGUCUGUAGUGUUAACUAAUAGGAAAAACAUAAUCAUAGUAGCUUAAAAUAUUGAGAGACAGCAGUACCUCAGCUCACAGGUGCAGAAGUGUUCGGCAAGAUUGUGCUUCACAUCUGGCAAGGUGACUGUGGCCACCCUCUGCAGAACUGUGGAAUGAAUUAAGUUUGUGAACCAAGGUACCACUGGGCUCUUAGGACAUACAUAAGAAAAUAGGAAUGCCAAUUCUGUCUAUUUAUGGUUAUAAACUUAGAACCAAGCAAGUGAUUAUUAUAAUUCAGCAUGGCCAAGGUAUCUAAGAGGGAACUCUGAUUUUCUGUAAUUAUUAAAAGAAAAAUGGAACAAGUGUUUAUAACAAAAUAUCUGAGAGUAUUAAAUGUAUCUCAGAUUGCUGAUAUGUAUGUGUAGCAUUGUAAUAUAAGAUCAAAGGAUAUCUGACCCUUAAGUUUCAGAGUACUAUUCUAGAAGGAUAAGAAGUAUCUGAAAACAGAAAAAAAAAAUUUUUUUUAUUAUAUAACUCAGUAAUACUGGCUUUUACUUGCAAAUAUCACUUAAAAAUUACAGAUGUCGGGCCCAGGGAUUUAGCUCAGUGGUUCCGGUGCCUGCCUCACAAGCACAAGGACCCAAGUUUGAUCCCCAGUACCAAAAAAAAAAAGGUUACAGAUGUCAAGAAACAGCUUAAAAUAGUAUAUAAAUUUUCAUCAUAUACCUAUGAAGUGAAUUUUUUUUUUCUUUUGAGGUCAUAUAUCAUAAUCUCCAGAUACUCUUGUGAUGUUUCUGAAAUUAGAUCUUGGCUUGAUUUAUUAGCAGAUCUUGUGGGAGAAACUUUAAAGUAUCCACAUACAAAUUCAGCAGCAGCUUUUCUUCUCUAGUUAUACUUUUCUCCAACUCUUGCUGCAUCUUGGUCAGGUAGCUCUCCAUGCUCUUGUUUGAAGGCUGUGGGUUUAACAGAGGAACCACUAAGUUUUCUCUGGGAAGAAAACUUCUCUGGAACACCAAACUAUGAUUACGAUUUCCAACACAAGGACAUUCUAGGACAGGUCUGGUACUCAGUGCACAGUAAAGACCCGUUUUGUUGUUUCUCCACCACAAGUUUGGUGUUGGUCUCUUCUGGCCUCUCAUUGGCCUUGUUUAGUUUACUGGACAAUUACUUUCUAGUACUGAAUUCUUCUAGAUAGCGUUGCCUAUAUUUUUCAAAUUGUAUUUUAUCAGACUCUUGAAUUUUCAUUUUAGAGACCUCUGAUUUCAGGUCUUUAAUUCCGAGUUCCAUCUGACUUCUCAUGGAAGCAUUAUUAGUCUCUCUCAAUUGCUGUAAAUUUUCUUUUUUUUUUUUUUUCCUUUUAUAGGCAGGCAGGCAGGCAGCUGAAAAAACCCC